GGCCGCGCUUCGCGAUUGACAAGAUGUGAUAAACAUUCUGCGGUUUUAUCACUGAUUUGUGUGCUGUUUUUGUGAAUUAUACGAAACACAAAGCUACCAUAUAGUAGAUCGGUACAUUAGCAAGUGAAAUUCUCUACCGUGUGAACAAUGUUUUGAUAACAAACACCGUGCGGAUCCAUUCAGACGAGCCCACCGUUUCGACGCGUAGUGUCAGCUUCUCCUUCACGUUGUUCGGCCGUCGUCUCUCCAACUCCAAGUGCUCAUCAACGAAACACGAACACAACGGCGCACAAUCCAGCGUUGAUAGUAAAACCUACCCACCACAAUCCUACACAUAAACUAAUGUUGCAACUUUCAUUGACAUUCAGUAGUGCUUUCGAUUUCGUUCGGUUCGGUUUGCUAAGGAAAAUAAUCCAAGAAAGGGGGACUUGCAAAUUUGCAAAAACCAAGAUAGAGAAGCCUUGCGCUAUUCUCUGCUAUCAUCAGUCGAUUGGCGUUCAAGAUUUGAUUGGGUGUCCGGGAGAUAUCCGCGAAUGGUGGAACAGAUAAUUUACAUUUAGAGAUUUUCUGCAAAUCUUCUGAGGCGAUUCGCGCUCAGUAGUGUCAGUGAAGUCCUGUUAAGUCGUGAAUUUUGUCCAAGAAACUUCGAAAAAUUUGGUUGUCUGGGGCAUUGGAGUUUUUGAUAACAAUUUGCAUUUCCUUCCUACCAACGAGUGUGUCUCGAGCGUCAGAAAAUUCCUCCAAACUACAAAUUUGCUGGAAAAUCGGUGUUUUAGUGAUAAUUGUGACCUUAGAACCACUGCAUGAUGUCAUCCACUAGUGGAGAUCUGCUGGAAGACGGCGCUUUUGCCGCCAGCAAAAACAGUUGGAAUCGCCACUAUCAAAAUAGUGUUGUCCAGCCACUGCUCACAGAUCUGUACCAAAUUACGAUGGCCUAUGCGUACUGGAAGUCCGGCAAAAUUGACGACCAAGCCGUGUUUGAUCUGUUCUUCCGUAACAACCCUUUUCACGGCGAAUUCACCAUUUUCGCAGGACUGGAAGAAUGUUUGAAGUUUUUGGACAAUUUCCAUUACUCAGAAACAGAUAUUGAAUAUCUCAAACAUGCGCUCCCCGAGGGCAUCGAGGAGGAAUUUUUUGAUUACUUAGGCCAGCUAACCGCGAAGGAUGUCACGCUGUAUGCCAUCGAGGAGGGUUCGGUCGCUUUCCCCAGAGUUCCCCUGAUUAAAGUGGUAGGACCACUGAUUAUUGCGCAGUUGUUGGAAACUACCCUACUCACCCUGGUAAACUAUGCAAGCUUGAUGGCUACGAAUGCGGCACGCUAUCGUAUGGUCGCUGGGCGACACAUCAACCUGCUCGAGUUUGGCCUUCGGCGCGCUCAAGGGCCUGACGGAGGCCUGUCGGCAUCGAAGUACUCCUACAUCGGUGGUUUCGAUGGUACCUCCAAUGUGUUGGCUGGCAAGCUUUUCAACAUUCCCGUGAAAGGAACACACGCCCACGCGUACAUUACGUCCUUCACUGGCAUCCAGGAGCUGAAAACACGAGUAUUGCAGCACAAAGAGACAGGUGACAAACGCGACCUGCUGGAACUGGCCGUACAACAUCGGGCGCAGCUAUCCAAAGUGCUGGACAUUUCCACGGAUGAAUCGAGCGAGGGAGAACUGGCCGCGAUGGUUUCCUUCGCGAUCGCAUUCCCCGACGGCUUUAUGGCCCUAGUCGACACGUACGAUGUUAAGAGCGAAAAGAAAGACACAAAAAGUACGCUCUAUGGAGACGCCAGUUGCUUGCUGGAUGCGUCCAAUUGUUAUCCCUGCUGUCCCCUAACCAGUGACCCUAACAUGAACCGACCGACCGACGAUUCCUACCUAUCCCCGGACGAUUCGGAAGCAGCUGACGCCAUGCUUGCGGGCGGCGUGAACGAGGGGGAAGAGCAGGAAGACAGUGAUCCAAUCGAAAGUAGUAAUGUGUGUUGUUCUUGUGGUGUUAGUGUGACGCGUGUAAACGAUUAUUGUGAGAACGGUAAUCUUCAGCAGGAUGAUGCUACUCAAGCCAACAACACUAAUGAUACCAAUGAUGAUGAUAGUGCUGUCGAUCCGCCGGAACUUGAAAGCGUCUCGAAUGACUUCGACAGUGGUCAACUGACCAACGGAAAUGGGCCGUCCGAAAAUGAUGAUUAUGACGUCGGGGGCGACGAGACGGGCCAGCAGCUGUUGUGUGCUAACUGUGAGGCUAAUGCACGUGAACAUCGAUCCUGUGUGAUCGAUCAUCUCAAGUCCGUCGGAAAGUCCUUCAGGAGCGGUUUGUUGAACUUCUGCGCCGUUGCCUUGGCCCUCAACGAUCAGGGCUACCGGGCGGUAGGAAUACGCAUUGAUUCCGGUGAUCUCGCGUACCUGAGCUGUCUGGCGCGGGAAACUUUCGAGCGCAUCGCCGAACGCUUCAAGUUGACCUGGUUCAGCAAGCUGACCAUCGUUGCGUCGAAUGACAUCAACGAGGAGACGAUUUUGAGCCUCAACGAGCAGGGGCACAAGAUCGAUUGCUUCGGUAUUGGAACACACUUGGUGACUUGCCAGCGACAACCAGCCCUCGGUUGUGUCUACAAGAUGGUCGAGAUCAACAGCCAACCCCGGAUCAAACUCAGCCAGGAUGUGGCCAAGGUAACGAUGCCGGGCAACAAGAAUGUUUUCCGACUGUACGGCGCCGAUGGGCACGCCCUGAUUGAUCUGCUUCAAAGAGUUGACGAAAGUCCACCUGAGGUAGGCCAAAAGGUGCUCUGCCGCCAUCCAUUCCAGGAAUCGAAGCGAGCCUAUGUCAUACCCACAUACGUCGAGGCACUGUACAAGGUGUACUGGGCCGAUGGACGCGUGACACAGGCCAUGCCUUCGCUGGACGAAGUACGCGAUCGGGUGCAGAACUCAUUGAAGACCCUCCGGCAAGACCACAAGCGCACGCUGAAUCCUACCCCAUACAAGGUCGCAGUGAGUGAUAACCUGUACAACUUCAUACACGACCUCUGGUUACAGAACGCUCCUAUCGGCGAACUGGCAUGAUGAAGUGGUUAAUCCACCCCGUUCCACACGUAACGUUCACCUUAUGUGGAUAAUUUGUUAUCCAACGCAAUAUAAAUGCGUUUUGUUUGUGAAACUCCUUGGUACUCCCGAAUUGUUCUGCGAAUAGCGCGGAAAGUGGAGUUAAAAUUUGCAAUUUGUUGAGAAAAAAAGUUAGUUAUUCCGAUGGUAAACCAAUUGUUCAACAACUAAGUAUAUUAUCGCCGUACAAGAAAAUGUUUUGACGGAUAUUUUAGAACAACGUGUGGCGUGUGUUUUUCGAAGCGUACAGAAUUCUUUGUUGUGAGGAACUUAAGAAUGAAGCGAAAGCGAUUCUCAACACAAUUUAGAUCAUUCCGAUACCGAAAACUGUAACUUAUUUCAGCAAAACACUGACGGAAGAAAUAGCCAACACAAAGUACAACCAGUUUGAAACCGUAGCUUUUGUUAGACGCCUAAACUUCCAUCACCUUUAUAUGUUAAUUUUUACUCCUCCAAAAAUAAUAAAAUCAAGUCGCGGGAAUUGCACAAACCAAAUAAACACGCGAAGAAGUAUAACAAACUGUGCCUUAAAAUGGGUCACCGGAUAAACAGAACAAUUUUGAUGAUUUAAAUAAUUUUGAACUCGAGUAUUUAGAAAAAGUAGCAUUUGACGCCGAGAAUAAAUCUCAUCCAAUGAAUUUCCAAGUUGAGUUUUCUGCAUACUUACUUUUGUUUUAAAAAAAGUCUAAGUACGUCAAAAUUAAUAUUUUCACAAAAUGGUUUAAUUGAUUUUUUAAAUGUUUUGUUCCAGUGAACGUCACAAUUGAACAAUAUUUAUUGAACAUUCAUAAGAGUAUAUAUCGGAAAUAGCAUACAAUAUUUACUAUCACGGAAGUAAACAAAAAUAGAACACCUUAACUAGAACUUUCAAACCGAUUAACGGAAAUCUGGUCGAUUUAAAACAAAAACAAAAACCUAACUCUUAUAACUGUCGUAGCCAAACCUGGAAUCUGGACGAGCUAUUAGAGCUGCAGAAAAUAUAUGUAAGAAAACA
Toxorhynchites rutilus septentrionalis is the source of this 4077-nucleotide messenger RNA. RefSeq names its product nicotinate phosphoribosyltransferase (gene Naprt). Gene Ontology annotation, biological process: NAD+ biosynthetic process. Gene Ontology annotation, molecular function: nicotinate phosphoribosyltransferase activity. The transcript is spliced from 11 exons. The record is from RefSeq and is a predicted model, not a curated record. The coding region runs from base 804 to 3044 and encodes 746 amino acids. NCBI's taxonomy places the organism in Eukaryota, Metazoa, Arthropoda, Insecta, Diptera, Culicidae.